Molecule: messenger RNA, 4248 nt
Organism: Xenopus laevis (African clawed frog)
Lineage: Eukaryota; Metazoa; Chordata; Amphibia; Anura; Pipidae
Gene: dab1.S
Product: Dab, reelin signal transducer, homolog 1 S homeolog
Exons: 23
Coding region: 1375-3063 (562 amino acids)
Source: RefSeq, a predicted model, not a curated record
AGUCGCUCAGAGACGCAGGCAACGUGCAACACAGCCGUCUCUCCCCUUUAGCUGUAAUUCAUCCCUCGCGUUGCAUUUGAAAUUUGUUCUGCACCCAGACCCUCCCCGGGGGAAUCACUGCUGUCUUUUUUUGGGGGGGAAGGGGGAGCGCAGGAGCUGGGCAAGGCCUCGCUAUUAGAAGGAAUGUGGUAGUGAUGUAGAAGCUGGGAGCGCUGUGGCCUGCAGAGUACCCGGCACUGCCUCUGUUGCUACUGCUGCUGAGUCUGCUGCUGUGAUUGAGGUGUUCUCUCUCUCUCUCUCUCUCUCUCUCUCACUCUCGCUGGAGUGAAACUGCUGAGGAUUUUCUAACUGGGGAUGCCCAGCUCUUCCACUUGGUUUUAAGGAAUCUUACUUGUUUCGGGACAGGGGAAACACAAACACACACACACAGCCGGGGGAGGGAGAAGGAGUCAAUUGAUGCAACAAGAGGAUGAGAAGGUGAUCAGAGGGCAGCAUUAUACAAGUGGGAGUCUACCCUUAAUGCCUGCUCUGAAUGUCCUACAGUUCAAAAGCUUUUGUUCCAAAUCUUACACUGCUGAGAUCUAAUAAGACUGAAACAGCUGUUGUCAAUUGGGAUAAAUGACUCUGAAUACCUGGCUGCACCUGUGCUGUUUAACUAAAAUUCCAAGUACAUAGGUAUUUGAAGGGACGUAUUAGGAGGGAUUUGCGGGCCCCAUCACAGCUAUUAAGUGCGACAUUGAUUCACAGAAUUCCUGUAUACUUAAAGUCGUAUGCACAACAGCAGAAGUGUUAAUCAUAUGGUAUUGACGAUUUGGAUCUAGUAGUUUUGCUGAGAAGAUGUGCAUGCAUCGCCCCAGAUGUUAAAAACUGUGUUAAUAUGAUGAAAAGAGAAAAUCCUUUUCUUAGAGAAUCGCAUAGUUUCUGUGUGACAUCAUCUUGAAUGGAAGAAGAAAGUAAUACAGUAUUGGAUCUGCCACUACUUACAAACAAAAUGGGAAUGUGGCUCUGUGCAGUGCUUUCUUUUGAAGAAUGACCUUGCUUAAUUAAGAAAGACGGCUGCUGGUUUCAUGAAUAAAAGCACGCAGGCUAGGAAUUUUCUAGGGACACAAAAGUUAAACCCUCACACUUUACUGUCAAGUGAUGGAAAACAAUAUGACAGUUUGCCAUAACUUUGCUUCCUGUUUGGAAGAGAAAAUGUAUGGCUCCUGCGAAAAGAACUGGAACACUCGAGCUUUGGAUAUCUCUCGAGAGAUAUGAAUGAGAUAUGUGACUUGGAUUAUUGCUGAAGGACUAAACCAUUCUGUUGGAGAAGAGUUCUAAAUGAGCCUAGCUGAGAUACUGGAUCUGUGUGAAGAGGACUAAGGAUAUAAUAGGAUGUCAACUGAGACAGAACUUCAAGUGGCUGUUAAAACCAGCACGAAAAAGGAAUCAAAAAAGAAAGGUCAAGACCGCAGUGAAGCCACUUUGAUAAAGAGGUUUAAAGGGGACGGUGUUCGGUAUAAAGCAAAACUUGUUGGAAUAGAUGAAGUUUCUGCUGCAAGAGGAGACAAGCUAUGCCAAGAUUCAAUGAUGAAGCUCAAGGGGAUUGCUGCUGGUGCACGAUCAAAAGGAGAACACAAACAAAAGGUCUUUUUAACGGUCUCCUUUGGAGGAAUCAAAAUCUUUGAUGAAAAAUCUGGUAUAAUGCAUCAUCAUCACGCAGUCCAUGAAAUCUCGUACAUUGCAAAGGACAUUACCGAUCAUCGGGCGUUUGGCUAUGUGUGUGGGAAGGAGGGAAAUCAUAGAUUUGUGGCAAUAAAGACAGCGCAAGCAGCAGAGCCAGUGAUUUUGGAUUUGAGAGAUUUAUUUCAACUUAUCUAUGAGCUGAAGCAGAGGGAAGAAAUGGAGAAAAAGGCACAAAAAGAUAAGCAAUGUGAACAAGCUGUAUAUCAGACAAUUUUGGAAGAAGAUGUAGAAGAUCCUGUUUACCAGUACAUUAUAUUUGAGGCUGGCCAUGAAUCUAUACGAGAUCCAGAAAAUGAAGAAAGCAUUUAUCAGGUUCCUACCAGCCAUAAGAAAGAAGGGGUCUACGAUGUGCCAAAAAAUCAACCUAUAAGUAAUGGAGACUUAAUAAUUUUUGAUGAAAUUCCUUUUGAUGCCAUUGAGGCUGUUACCCAAUUAGCACUUUUUGGAGAUAUGUCUACUCCUCCUGACGUAAUGUUUCCUUCAACCCCAGCGACUCCAGGUGAUGCCUUUAUGACAUGUUCAUCUCAGCUACACCCAGCCCCUGUUCAUAUGUUUGGAACUCUCCCUUACAAUUCCGUUGCUCUACCAUCAGGUUAUGUUGCAAUGGGAGCUGUUCAGCCAUCAUUCUGGGGGCAACAACCAUUAGUUCAACCACAAAUGGUCUUGAGUGGACAGCCUCAAGUUGCUCAGGUUAUGCAGGGAAACCAGACAAUAGCUUGGGCCCAACCUGGCCUAUACCCAACUCAGCAACAGCCAUGGCCAACAUUACCUGGUCAGUUUCCACCCACUGCCUUCAUGCCAACACAAACUGUUUUGCCUUUUCAAGCAGCCAUGUAUCAAGGUACCAAUGCUCCUAUAGCUGCUGUGCAACCAACUAGUGACUCCAUGAGAUCAAGUCCAUUGCGACCUGAACAAAAACUAGAGAUGUUUAAAGAUUUUCAUAUGGUAAAUCCUCCUCCAGUGCCAUCAAGAAACCCAGACCAGCCUUCCCUCUCAUGUACCUCAGAGGCCUUCUCAAGUUAUUUUGACAAAGUUGGGUUCGCUCAGGAUACAGAUGAUUGCGAUGACUUUGACAUCUCACAAUUAAAUUUGACUCCUAUGACAUCCACAUCACCAUCUACCAAUUCACCGCCAACGCCAGCCCCGAGGCAGAGCUCUCCUUCAAAAUCCUCAGCAUCUCACACAAGUGAUCCCAUUCCUGAUGACAUCUUUGAAGAAGGCUUUGAAAGUCCAAGUAAAAGUGGAGAACAAGAUGCACCUGAUGCAUCUCAGGCCUCAACCUGCACUGACCUAGGUGAACCCAGUGGUGAUGCUAUAAGCCCACAGGUCGGUAGCUAGAUAGCACAGCUGGCGAGAAGAUCAGAAGAGCCACUCUAUGCCCAGAUCUUGAAGAAAUAGCAUUAUACAGUUUAUAGUGCUUGAAGUGACUGAACAACCAGCGAGCCAUUCGCACUCACAGGAUCCUUCACCAAAACAAUGGGUUUUAUCGGUUUACUGAAAGAAUGAUUUUGGUGGCAAAGGCAGUGCAAAGGAUAGUCUCUCUCUCUCUCUCAACACCAAUGUCCCAAAAAGGCACUGGCAUGGAAGAUGACUUUGGAUUUGUUCAUAAAUCCCUGAUUUUAUCCAUGUUGACCUACUUAACCUUAAUGGGAACAAUACAAGAUGACUAUUUUUUUGACUACUUUACUUUAUCACUUUUCUUUCAAAAGUUUUUAUAGUCUUAUAUAUUCUAAGUAAUGCAGAAACCCCAAUAUAGCAGCAGUACCACAGAGGAAUAUGGAGGCUGAACAUUGCACUGUUGAUCUUCAUGGAAGUUUUUUAAGCAGCACCUAAAGAAGAGUCUCAUUGAAAGGAGUAUUAUUUUAUUUCAUAUGACAACCAUCUUUAUUUGGAGUGGGGAGGAAGGCUCAAAAUACACAUUUUUUUAUAUAACCUAUUCAUUAGAAGAAGAGCUUUUAUGGUCUAUGUGGAAAGAUGCCAAAUGUUCUAGACCCUGAGUGAUUCCUAGAUUCACAAAUAGACUUUCGUAUUAUAGAAUUGAGGAUGCUUGCUCAUCUGGUACCUUGCUGCUGAAAAGCUAUGCAGACUCAUUAUGUGUGCCAUUUUUGAAGAUCGAAUAUUUGCCUAAAAAAAACUCUGGAACAAAUCCAAAAGGUGGACAAAAAUGAAAUAGACUUUCUCUGUGGACUUAAGAGGCAUGACUUUUUGCUAUAAGAGAAUCUGUGAUUAGAUUACCCAAUUCUGUCUCUUUUGUACAUUAGGGGAAAAUUGGAUUUUUAUUUUAUAAUUGUAACAUUAAACUCUUCAAAUGGAAAAGGCUUUAAGUAAUUAACAUACAAUGACAGAUUUUGUAAAUAUGAGUAUUAAUGACAAAUGGUUUCAUAUUGCCAUUACACUGUAGCAAGAUAGCGAAUGUCAGUGAUUGGAAGGUGCGUCAUUUUCAGGUUUCAUAUCACAUGGUUUUUUUCAAGUGCAGCGUAAUUAGCUUGUCAGAAACUAAUAAACUGAAUGAAGAUCCUUGUA